UAUAAAAUGAAGUUCUUUGCUACUCAAAUCGCUGCUGCUCUCUUGGCUGUCUCUUCUGUUACCAAUGCUGCUAUCUUGCCUAGAGAUGAUACAAAUCAACAAGGCCAACAGGGUGAUGCUACUACGCAAUAUCCCAACAACACAAACGUUCAAUCCCUCAAUGGCACAUGUAAGUUAUUUAAAAGUUAUGUAUACACAAUACUCACCUGAGCUCCAUAGGGUUCUUGACCGCUGUCACUUCUAACGUCUGGGAUGCAUACACAUCUAUUGCUGGAAAGAUGAAUGUCAACGUUGACUGUCUUCAGCUCAACCUUACUGGCUCUUCCAACAGCACACUUGACUUGUUGGGCUCUGCCUUCUUGAACCGCACUUCUUCUGGUGCCGGUCUUAAUGCCACUGCUGCUGCCGCUCUCUUGUUGCAACCUCCUACGGGCGAUCUUAAUGUCACUGCUCAUGACCUCGCAUGGUCUGCUUACACUUCUCAAGUAUUCGUCAACAAGGCUCAAUGGGAUAACUUUACAUCUAAUGGCCAAAGUAACCAGAACGCUUCCGAAAGCGGUAGCAUGGCUAUUCCUGGAUCCCGUCCUAUGCAAGCCACUGUCUACACUCGUUUGAUCGAUUCUAAUGCUCAACCUGGUAGCACUGACUCUACCAACUAUGACACUAUCUUUGUCUGGGGCUCUCAUGCUUCAGUUAUUAACGAUGGUGGCAACACCAACACCAAACGUGCUGACACUAUCUACGGUGCUAUCCUCUCCAGAUCUUCUUCCGUCAGUCAAGAUACUUUCAACAAGACCUUGACUCUUUUGCCUCCUUCUGUCAAUAACACCUCUAUUGUCUUAUUAUCUGAUACAUGCAAUGUCAACCAUUAAGAAAUUGAUACAUAACUUUUUCAUAUCAGUGUCAUUCAUUCGUAUAAUUAACAUUAAUC
This is a messenger RNA of Rhizopus microsporus ATCC 52813, 931 nucleotides long. RefSeq lists its product as uncharacterized. The transcript has a single exon. Bases 279 to 872 code for a protein of 197 amino acids. Lineage: Eukaryota; Fungi; Mucoromycota; Mucoromycetes; Mucorales; Rhizopodaceae. The record is from RefSeq and is a predicted model, not a curated record.